CCCCGAAGAUGCCGGCCAACGAGGGUGCUCUGGGGGAACCCAUGGGGGAGACCGUGGGCUACGGGACGACCGAGACAGCGGAGCCGGUGUGCGUAUCGGGCCCCACGAAGGGCGCGGCAGUGCCGCCCUCUGGCGAGGCCCUCCCGAAGGAGUCGAGCCGCGAGCCGAGCCCCGACAGAGCGCGCCGCAGUCUGCCCCUCCGAGAAGCCCACGAGCGCUUCCUGAGGGACUCCCUGGACCUCAUCCUCGAGAAGGCUGUCUUCGAGGGUACCUCCAGACAGGGCCGAGUGGUGGAGUGGAUGGAGCCAGGGCUGCUGCGGUCCAUCCUGGACCUGAAACUCCCGGUGAACGGGGUGUCCCACGACGAGCUCCUCCGGCUGAUAAGCCAGGUGAUAAGGUACAGCGUGAAGACCGGGCACCCUCGGUUCGUCAAUCAGCUGUUCUCCAGCGUGGACCCCUACGGACUGGUGGGCCAAUGGCUGACGGACUCGCUCAACCCCUCGGUCUACACCUACGAGGUCUCCCCGGUGUUCUCCCUGAUGGAGGAGGAGGUGUUGCGGGAGAUGCGGAAGAUAGUCGGCUGGAAGGACGGCCGGGGUGACGGGAUCUUCUGUCCAGGAGGGUCCAUGGCAAAUGGCUACGCCAUCAACCUCGCCCGCCACCACAGGUUCCCCGAGUCGAAGGAGACCGGGCUGGUAGGGGUUGGUCGUCCAGUGGUCUUCACCUCCGAGGACGCCCACUACUCCGUGAAGAAGCUGGCCGCUUUCCUGGGCCUGGGCACGAGGAACGUCUACUCGGUCAAGGUGGACCACCGAGGGAAGAUGUGCCCGAGGGAUCUGGAGGAGCAGGUGGCCAGGGCGAUGGCAGAGGGGGCGGUGCCGCUGAUGGUGUCCGCCACCGCCGGGACCACCGUCCUGGGGGCCUUCGAUCCCCUCAGGGAGAUCGCGGCGACCUGCGCCAAGUACAGGAUGUGGCUCCACGUCGACGCCGCCUGGGGCGGGGGCGCCUUGAUGUCCUCCAGGCACCGGCAUCUCCUGGAGGGCGUUGAACUCGCCGACUCCGUCACUUGGAACCCCCACAAGCUGUUGGCGGCGCCUCAGCAGUGCUCCACCCUGCUGCUGCGACACCAGGGUCUCCUCCAGGCCGCCCACGGGAUGCAGGCGACGUAUCUCUUCCAGAAGGACAAGUUCUACGACACGGCAUACGACUCCGGGGACAAGCACAUCCAGUGCGGCCGCAGGGCCGACGUCCUCAAGUUCUGGUUCAUGUGGAAGGCCAAGGGCACCAAGGGCCUCGAGACCCACGUCGACCGGGUCUUCGAGUUGUCCAGAUACUUCACCAACCUGAUCCGCUUCAGAGAGGGCUGGAGGCUCCUGCUCGAGCCAGAGUGCACCAACGUCUGCUUCAGGUACACCCCGCCGUCCAUGAGGAAGCUCAAGCCUUCCGACCUCGCCAAAGCCCUCCACAUGGUCGCGCCGAUCCUGAAAGAGAGGAUGGUCAAGAAGGGCACGAUGCUGGUCACUUACCAGCCCAUUCGCGGGGAGCCCAACUUCUUCAGGCUCGUCCUCCAGAACUCGGCCCUCACCGAGGCGGACAUGACCUUCUUCGUAGAGGAGUUCGAGAGGCUCGGAAGUGAUCUCUGAGACGAGCUGCGGAUCCUGCAGUCUUCUCCGUGUACAUAUUGCGUCUAGUUUAGCACUCAAGGGUAGUCCAUGUCGGAUUAACCCGUCAAUGUAAUCGCCUUA
This is a messenger RNA of Orussus abietinus, 1745 nucleotides long. RefSeq names its product cysteine sulfinic acid decarboxylase (gene black). The transcript is spliced from 3 exons. Gene Ontology annotation, cellular component: cytoplasm. The record is from RefSeq and is a predicted model, not a curated record. Gene Ontology annotation, biological process: carboxylic acid metabolic process. The coding region runs from base 9 to 1643 and encodes 544 amino acids. Lineage: Eukaryota; Metazoa; Arthropoda; Insecta; Hymenoptera; Orussidae. Gene Ontology annotation, molecular function: carboxy-lyase activity; pyridoxal phosphate binding.